Molecule: messenger RNA, 1673 nt
Organism: Bemisia tabaci
Lineage: Eukaryota; Metazoa; Arthropoda; Insecta; Hemiptera; Aleyrodidae
Source: RefSeq, a predicted model, not a curated record
GCAAGAGGCGCGAUGCGCCGCGUCGGGGGCGGGCGGCGGGGGGAGUAAUUUUAGCUUGUCGCCCGCGCCGCAGCCCGCCGAGCCGAGAGUCCCGAAUCCGAAAUCGUGUCCCGUGCCCCCAUCGCCGUGGCCCUUGAGUGCGUCCCGCUCGCGUUUUUCUGUGUUCUUCUCGCCGCCGGAUUUAACACUUUUCCCGCCAAAAUGGUUGCCAUGGAAGAUUUGGACAAGGAUCAAAUAGCAUUGCUCAAAAGGGCGUUCGAUGCGUUCGCCCAGGGCAAGGGCUACAUCGAGGCCAACACAGUGGGCACAAUCCUGCAGAUGUUGGGUCAUGAGGUCUCCGAGGAGAGGCUCAAGGAAAUUAUCGCAGAAGUCGAUGCUGAUGGAUCCGGGGAGCUGGAAUUCGAAGAGUUCGUGACACUUGCUGCCGGAUUUUUGACGGAGGAAGAAGCUGAGGAUGCGGAAGCAAUGCAAGCGGAAUUAAAGGAAGCUUUCCGACUUUACGACAAAGAGGGAAAUGGCUACAUCACAACGGAUGUGCUUCGUGAGAUUCUCAAGGAACUCGAUGACAAAAUCACGACGGAAGAUCUGGACAUGAUGAUUCAAGAAAUUGACUCUGAUGGAUCCGGCACAGUUGAUUUUGACGAGUUCAUGGAGGUGAUGACUGGUGGAGACGACUAGAAAGCAGUUACCGGAUAACGUCAAUGGUUGGUGCCUAAGAUGUCAAGAGGAAGAAGAGGACCACCAUAAGAAAUGUUCACGCAAAACCCGCCAAGCUGGGGACCAAAAAUCUAUCCUCCCUACAACUAAAAUGUAUCACACAGUACAUCGAAGUGACAAGCAGGGGAAAAUGAAGAGAGAUUAAAAAGCCAUGCGCAAAACACAAUCUAUAUUUCCCCAACUUAAACAAAUAGACGCGCCUGAGCCACGUUUUAGGAUUUCAACAUGAACCUGUCCAACAUUUUAAGGACUGAAUUUUGAUUUUCCUCUAUAGAAUUAUAAGAUCUGAGGUCGGCUGUGUUCAAUAUUACCUUUAAAGCAAAUUACAAAUUAUUUGUUGGUCGAAGUUGGACUGUAAUGACCUGAAAUCAUAAACUUGUUCCACCAAUGGUCAAAUCAAUCUAUUGCACGGCUCAAUUCUAGUCUCUUUUUGCAGGAGCCAGACGCAAUAGUUUCAAAUAUGUCUGCUGCUAAAUUAGAUACGUCCAUCAAGGAUUAAUUCAAUUUUGGAUAAAGUUAUGACAAUACUUUGGGUAUUUCCUUCCACCACAAAAGUCCCGUAGAAAUUACUGACAGCCGCCGGAGAUGGUGAUCAAUUGGACAAGUAAAAGUUGCCGAACAUUCAAACUUUACUGCUCCCUGCCCGCAAAUAUUAUUUCCCACAAAUUCCCUCAUAAAUUGCAAUGGAUGGGAAAAUUCAAUUGAUAUCGGUGCGCGAUCAAAAGUUAUUGUUAUUCUAGUCAUAAUUUUGCCCUUAAGAAGUUCUUCGUCAUACUAUGCUAUAUUUAUGUUUUACCCUCUCGUUCCUCUGUUGGUGGAGGAAGUACUUUUCCUCUUUUCCGCGAUGGAGAGGGAUUCAUGUUAGUUUGUGGCUUUCGUCUCAUAUUUUUUCGUCCUUUGUGAAUAACUGAUAUUUCCAUUCUAAUUUAUAUUAAAACCAUAUUUUUAUACUCACA